This is a messenger RNA of Nematocida homosporus, 531 nucleotides long. Its product is annotated as translation initiation factor 5. Gene Ontology annotation, cellular component: cytosol. Bases 1 to 531 code for a protein of 176 amino acids. Gene Ontology annotation, molecular function: translation initiation factor activity; eukaryotic initiation factor eIF2 binding; GDP-dissociation inhibitor activity. The record is from RefSeq and is a predicted model, not a curated record. Gene Ontology annotation, biological process: translational initiation; formation of translation preinitiation complex; formation of cytoplasmic translation initiation complex. Lineage: Eukaryota; Fungi; Microsporidia. The transcript has a single exon.
AUGAAGAGUAUCAACAUAGACAGAAGUUCAUCUGAUGCAUUUUAUCGUUAUAAAAUGCCAUCUAAUAUUGUGAAAAUAGAAGGUCGUGGGAAUGGUAUAAAAACAGUACUAGUGAAUAUUGAGGACAUUGCUAAGAGCUUAAAUAGGGACCCAAAGAUCUUAACUAAAUACUUAUCCUAUGAGAUGGGAACUCUUUCAAGUAUUGAUGAUAAGAAUGCUAAGUAUAUUAUUAAUGGUGCACAUGAUAAGGAACGUGUCCAGGAAUACUUGUUUAACUUUAUUGAUGAGUUGGUGUUGUGUAAGGAGUGCCGGAAUCCCGAAACAGUACUCUUUUGUUCGCCUUCACGUAAAAGUGUUCUACAGAAGUGUAGUGCUUGUGGAGGAGAAGGAGUUGUGCGGAGUACGAAUAAGAUUAUGAAGACUUUGCUUAAAGAGUUGUCGGAUCGGGCAGAUAUGCCAGGGGAAGGUGUAGAGGAUGGAGAGUUUGAUGAUUUUGAAGAUUUUGACGAGGCUAAUCAUGCUUUUGGUUGA